AUGGAGGCGGCCUCCAAGCGUUUGGGACACCUGGCGCAUUGGCGCUUGAAGGAGACGCAGCAGGCGCAUGCCGGGGUCUGGGCGGAUGCUGGGGCGGAUGCUGGGGCUGCGCAAUUGGCCGAGGUCGGGUUGGCGACGUGUGAAGUGUCGGACUUGGGUGACAUCAGACCUGGAAUGGCUUGUCACGAUCAGAUCACGUUGGGAGUCCACGGCAUGGAGCCCCUGGUGGGAGAUGUUUGGGGUGUGAAUGUGUGGCCUAGGCAGCUGGAACUUCUGUGCAGCAGGUGGGACAAGGAAGAAUCAUUGGUGCAGAUUGAUUGGAUGAUUUGCCUUGGUGUGCAGAUCACGUCGGACGGCUCUUUCGCGGACUGCUUUGGCUGCCCAGCUCGUCGCACUGGUUCCCCAGUGGAGGCUCUGCUGGAGACAGCGGAAGCACACCUGGUCCGAGUCAAGCAGCGGGAGGCCUCACGAGCGUUUGACCUGGCGGGGGAGGCCCUCACGCUGUGCGACGCGAAGUCGCUCCGCUCCCAGGCUUGUGCGCGGCUCCUGCGGGCCAAGGCAGCCCUCCAGGGCGGCUUCAGCUUGGCCCAGGCCUUGGAAGAUGCAGAAGAGGCCCGACUCCUCAUGAACGACGUGUCCGAACGCCGUGGGGUUCGGGUGCCCGGAGCAUCCGAAAAGAGGAUCAGGGAGGUGGCCUCGGCUUUGUUGCUCCAAGCUGAGGUGAACUCCUUGGAGGGCCGCACGUUGAAGGCUUCCAGUUUGGUGAAAGAGGCCGUCGCACCCACCGACCACAUGAUCCGCACGCGCAUCGGUUCCGUCUCCACAAACGCCUUGGAUCCGAAGAUCGCAGCCGUGGCACACUGUGGAACCUUCCAGACAUGUCCAUCUCGCCUGGUCCUUGCACGGUCGCACGGCCGGCACGGUGGAACCGGUCUGGCGGCCGGGGCGGCACGGGCCUUGCGGCGCGUGAAAGAAGCAACGGCAGGGAAGCCUCCGCCUGAGGCCCGCUUGAGUGGAGCGGGUCCGAGUAUUGGUCCACGUCAUGUGGCCUGGGGCCAUGCUGCUCUGGUCUCACCAAGGGAGUUUCGAUCCCGAGCACGCGCGGAGGAUUAUGACUUUGUGCAACCCUUGGGCAGUGGUAGCUUUGGCGUGGUGCGAGAAGUGAAGUGCAAGCGAACCAAGCACCGCUAUGCGGCCAAAACGGUGCCAGUGACCUCGGACAACGAGAGGUUGGUCAUGUCCAAUCUGGGGCAUCAGCACAUCGUGCGUUUGGAACAAGUGAUCAUGGAUGGAGGUGAGAUGAUCCAGGAUCGCUGGGAAGAAGAGUUCGUGACCAAGCAGAAGUUCUACGACUCGCCAGGUACUCGAGAGACGGCCGGGCUAGCCCGACAGAUGCUGUCAGCGGUCAAGUACAUCCACGAGGUGCAGAUAGCACAUCGGGACAUCAAACCCUCCAACUGGUUGAUUGGAGCCAAGAGCUUCUUUCCUGUCUUAAAGCUCUCGGAUUUUGGGCUGGCCUUGAAGUUUCUGCCGGGCGAACCCAUGACCCAAACGUGUGGGUCCUUCGUGUAUAUGGCGCCAGAAGUCUUUGAAAGAUCCUACAGUGAGCUCUGUGACGUUUGGAGUUUGGGCUUGACCAUCCACGAGAUUGUGUGCGGAACACCGUACUUCUCCGAUGUGGUGGAAAGCAAAGUGGAGCACUUGGUUUGCAGCUUUGCAAUCAAGCUUGAUCAGAUGCCUGGGCCAGAAAUGACACCAAAGAAACGUCUAUAUAUAAAGCAAAACACAUGUGGGGACAUGUCGGAGGACGUCCUCGGUUUCAAACAGUUGAGUUUGUGGAUUUCUGAAUUUGGUGGUUGA
Molecule: messenger RNA, 1860 nt
Organism: Durusdinium trenchii
Lineage: Eukaryota; Dinophyceae; Suessiales; Symbiodiniaceae
Source: the annotation of a GenBank genome assembly